Molecule: messenger RNA, 5009 nt
Organism: Myxocyprinus asiaticus (Chinese sucker)
Lineage: Eukaryota; Metazoa; Chordata; Actinopteri; Cypriniformes; Catostomidae
Product: UDP-N-acetylglucosamine/UDP-glucose/GDP-mannose transporter-like
Exons: 12
Coding region: 116-1090 (324 amino acids)
Cellular component (GO): Golgi apparatus
Molecular function (GO): antiporter activity; GDP-fucose transmembrane transporter activity
Source: RefSeq, a predicted model, not a curated record
UACGUCGACUGCCUGGUAAACAUGGCGGAAGUUCAGAGACGUCAACGUAGGGAGGAAGAAAGGCACCGCGCACGGAAAGAAGCAAUGUGAGCAGAGGAAUGAAGCAACGGCGGGGAUGGCGGACCAAAAACUAACAGUACUCUUGAAGCUUUUAGCCGCAGGCUUUUACGGAAUAAGCUCUUUCCUUAUAGUUGUGGUGAAUAAGAGCGUCCUGACCAAUUACAGGUUCCCCUCUUCAAUAUGUGUUGGCAUUGGUCAGAUGCUGGCAACAGUUGUUGUUUUACGGGUGGGAAAGGCCCUCCGGGUGAUCAGCUUCCCUGAGUUUGAUGGUAGCAUACCUAGAAAGACAUUUCCGCUACCUUUUCUGUAUGUCGGGAAUCAAAUAACGGGACUCUUUGGAACAAAAAGGCUUAACCUGCCAAUGUUUACAGUAUUGAGGAGGUUUUCUAUUCUCUUUACUAUGCUUGCAGAGGGUUUCUUGUUAAAAAAGAAAUUCUCCCGGCCAAUUCAGCUAACAGUAUUUACAAUGAUUCUAGGGGCCUUUGUAGCUGCAAGUGCUGAUCUGGCCUUUGACCUGCAAGGGUACGUGUUCAUUUUAAUGAACGAUGUCUUAACUGCUGCCAAUGGGGCUUUUGUGAAACAGAAACUUGACUCUAAGGAGCUGGGAAAGUAUGGUCUGCUCUAUUACAAUGCUUUAUUUAUGAUUCUUCCAACUCUGCUUUUGGCACAUGUCACAGGAGAUAUGGAUAAGGCUUUUGAUUAUGAAGGUUGGUCAGACAUGCUUUUUAUAGUUCAAUUCAUCCUCUCUUGUAUAAUGGGGUUUGUUUUAAUGUACUCCACAGUGCUUUGCACUCAGUAUAACUCUGCGCUAACUACUACCAUCGUUGGAUGCCUAAAAAAUAUAUUAGUGACGUAUAUUGGAAUGGUGUUUGGAGGGGAUUACAUUUUCUCAUGGACUAACUUCAUUGGUCUAAACAUCAGUAUUGCUGGCAGUCUGGUGUACUCCUACAUUACCUUCACAGAGGAGCAGACCACUAAACAGAGUGACAAUGCCAACAAACUGGAGGUCAAAGGGAAAGUGGCUGUAUGACAACCAGUGUUUGGACACUGUUGUUAUGCACGGAGCUGUGACUGUGGGUUUUUGCAUUUGUUGCAAGAACAAGUAGUCAGUGAGUUCACUCCGGGGAUGUCUGUUGGUGUCAUGAAGAAGAUAUUGACUGUAAAAGGUACUGCAGGCACAGACAGGAUGUUGUCUCAAAUGAAAGUUGAGACAAACUUCAAACAUAUAGCUGGAAUUUGUUGUUUCAGAGUGAAACGUUUACAAUAACAUCAGUAAAUAUUUAGCCGUUAAUUGUCUGUGUUAGAAAUGGGACAGUUGUGGCCUGAAAUUAACUGUUUCCCAGGCAUGUUGCACUUUGGCUGCUAUUGCCAUAAAUUGGGAUUGAUGACUGUCAUUAGUUUAAAAAAAAAAAAAAACAGCAGUUAUAUUGCCUGUUAAAGAAUGCUUUACAGAUUCUUUUGUACUAGUCAGUAAGGCUAUUUAUUUUUAUGAGACUUUGGUAGGUUUUAGUAAAAAUGUUACAUUCUUUAUUUUAGUAAUAAAAAGGGAGUUAUUUUUUACAUGUUUAAAUAAUCUUGCACCAGUUCUGGUACCCUGUUGCAAAACAACUUGAACUGUAAAGUUUUAUUUUCAGACUUUACUGGAAUGUUCCUUCAAAGCCUGAAUGAUACAUGGGAACGUGUGUUUGUAAGUGUUUAAAACUAUAAGGUAUGUGUGUGCAAACAAGUUGAUGUUUGAUUUGAAUCUUUUAAAAACAAGCUUUAAAGAGAUAUUGGCUGGGUUUCCCGAUAACGUUGCAACUUAAGCUUUAACGAUCAUCUUAUCUAAUGUUGCUCGUUAUUUUACGAUGGAGUAACGCCUGUUUCCCAAACCAGCAUGUAGAUCGCUCGUUAUAAAGUAGAACUUAAGUGCUUUGUUACAGGAGCUGUCCGGUCCAAAGGUGCUGAUCACUUUGGCAAAUAUGUCCAGAGUUUGUUGUCUCAACAUGAAAAUAAUAUAGAAAUACUGACAAAAUGGAAGUUGUUUGUAACAUUGUCGAGGUGCCUAAAUUUAUUAAUUGUUACAGAACUUAAUUGAAGAAAUAGUGAUGGCUUUAGUGAGAUGGAGUUUCAGAUGUAUUGAUGCUCAAUCAUAGAGAUUAAUGAAAGUGACGCAAUAAAUGCAUGUAACGUGAAUGUAUGCUAUGUGAAUCAUAAGCGACUCUCACGUAGCCUAAAGUUUUGUUCCUUUGGCUGGAAACUGAACAAAUGCACACAGAAUAGGAUUAAAAUUACGGGCAUCAAUAUUGAACUACUCAUAGACUUGUCUAAAUAUUAAUAAAUCAUCUGGUUAGAGUGCGAGGCACUGUGUAGGCUACUUGUAGCCUUACUGCCAUUAUGCAUCAUGCAAUUUGUUACUGCUUUGUAAAAAGACUAUAGGCCAGCCGAUUUGAACCAGCCUUCGGAAAAAGAAAGGAUUAAGAGAGAGGGAAUCUCUCACUGCACACUCUCACUCUAAUCUCCUUUGUUAACCAAAUUGUAAUUUUUUUAUUAGGCAUAUUUAUUUAAGUUUUAAAUUGCAUGGUCACAUUACUCAAGUAUGUCUUCUUAAAUAAUUUGUUCAAUAAGAGCAUAUCAUCUUUCUAUUGCCAUUACAAUUAUGCUUAUCAAAGAAGGCUAAUAUAAGGUACUGUAUUGUCUUGUAAUUUAGACCUAUCGCAUGCGCAGACUGCGGAGACUGCCUAUUGAUUUUAAGCGUUUUUUUUUUUUUGUUUUGUUUUUUUCAACACUUUUUUUUAAUCCUCUGAAAUAGUUUACAAUGAUCAAAAUAUAUUAAUAAAAUGUAUUCAAUGUCCCAUUGUCUUUGAUAAACUGUGAAAGAUGCAAGAAAGAUACAUUUAAGUUGCACUUAAUGGACUUAAGAGCGGUUCAAAGCUCUCGUUAAUUUAUGAACGUUUUUAUCUCUGUAACUACUAAGAUAACGAUGCUUUUGGGAAAUGCGCCUUAGAGAUUAAGUACUACUAAAGUGUUACUAACUUCCUACUUAGUGCUUAGGGAAACCCAGCCCUUUUCUGUUUAAGAGUUAUCAGUGUUACAAAAUGUCCAACAGAUAUUUCACCUGAAAUUCUAAAAACUGCUUAUCUAUUUUUUUUUGUACUUUGGAAUAAGAUGCAGUAACACUUGUUUUGUACUGAUGAAAUCAUGCUUUUUAUUAUUAAGACAAAAGGUGUAGUAAUUGCACUUUAACAGUUUACAGGUUCUCAGUUUUGUCAGAGAUUUAAAAUAAAUAUUUGUCAGUAGAUUUUGCAAGAACAUUGUAAGACAAGAACAUUUCAUUAUUUUUGAUUUGUCUUCGUCAGAUGUGGCUACAUUUGGGAUAUGUCAGAAAAAGAAAUAAGAAGGUCUCCUGCGUUAUGUCUGAUGUUGCUAUUUUUUGACUAAUCAAAACCGGAUGUAUUUUGAGGUUAUUGAAUGAAUGUCUAUUCACAUGCAUAUAAGUCUGAUGUUGAUAUUUUUGACCAAUCCAUUCAGAUAAUAUCACAGGUUUCUCAAUUAUUUCUUUUGCUAUAAAUGUAAAAAAAAAAAAAAUUAUUCUGGGGUUAUUGAUUGAAUGUCUGUUCACAUGCAUCUAUGCUGUUGCUUAGGAAUUUGGUCAUUUAUUUUACUGAUAACAUCAAUUUUUUUUUGGGCACUGACUUUUCAAAGACCUACUGUUGCUGCAAACAUGUUUAAUGCCAUGAGAAUUAAAUUUGCAUUUUUAUUUGUUCUAAUUUUUUCAAAUUUGUAUAUAUAUAUAUAUAAAACACUUCUGUCAAAUUUAACCAUUAUACUUAUGUAAAAAUGUCAGCAAAUGUUCACUGAUUGUAUCAGUAAGAAGCGGGAAGUGUUUAUGAUAUUUAAAAUACCUCAACUCAAAGAUGUUUAUCUUUUUAUUUUAUUAUUUGAUGUUCAUAAAAGAAAGAAAAAAUACAUUUCAUAUUACUUUUGCACAUUACCUGCUACUUCUAUGGUAAUUAAACUUUGUGUUGUUUUUUUCUGCAAUAAAGUUUUAUACACACAAGGAUGUCUGUAUAUUGUAGGAUAGUGCACAUGCUGUGGUUUGCAGUUCAGGUUGUGGUCAUGGUUGCAAAGAUAAACCAAAGAUUGCACUCAGUCAACCCAAAAGGAGGAGAGAGUAUGUAAAUAAUGGUUGAUGUUAAAAACUGAACUUGAGUCUUAUCCUACAUAGCAUAUUCUAUGAAUAUCCGAUUAAUUUUUUUUUUUAAAGCAUUGAAGGUAUAGUUCACCCAUAAAAUUCUCUCAUAAUUUACUCACCCUCAUGUCAUAACUGAUGUGUAUGACUUUCUUCUGCUGAAUGCAAACAAAGAUUUUUUUAGAAGGAUAUCUGUUGUUUCUUUCAAUGCAAGUGAAUGGUGGCCAGAAAUCUGAAGGUCCAAAAAGAAGAUGAAAGUAGCAUUAAAGUAAUCCAUAAGACUCCAGUGGUUAAAUCUAUAGCUUCAAAAGCAGUGUAAUAGGUGUGGGUGUGAAACAUUAAUAUUUAAGUCCUUUAUUUAUUUUUUACUAUACAUCUCCAUGUUCUCUUUCACAUCUGAAAGAAAUUUAGAACCUGUUUAGUUUAAUUUCACAUCAGAAAGUGAACGUGAAGAUUAAUAGUAAGAAAAAGAAAAAAGACUUAAAUAUUGGUCUGUUUCAUACACAUAUCAGAAGAAUUUUCAUUUUUGGGUGAACUAUCCCUUUAAUGAGGCAUGAUUUUUGUAUUGAGAGCUGUUAGAUAUUAGACAAACUAUUUUCUAAUUUAAAAUAAACCUCACAUGAAAAGUAGCUAGGUUUAAACACAUCUAAUGUCUCUAAAGAACAACUAGAAUCAACAUCUCAAUUUUGACAAUCUACUGAAUUGGCAUUUGAUUAAUUGGUUUAGUUUAAUUUAAUUAGUCUAAUUUUACUGCUGUUACCCAUUCUGGCAUAUUUAU